AAAACGAAAACAAGACUGGAAGACUGGUAAAUAUCACACUACCACAUGACGUUCUCAAUUUCUUUCCCCAAUCAUGUAUGGCCAAUUCUCUCUGAUUUCUCGCCUCAUCUCUCCAGCCCUCUCUUGCUCUUACCCUGGUGCCAAUGAACGAAACAAUACGGGAACAGGAACGUGGGGUGUGCGAGUCCACCAAGAUUCCAGCCGUUUACCAAGUUUGAGUAUGCUUUCUGACGACAUAUUGGUCGAUCAUAUCUUCGACUACCUGAUGGUGGAAGAUAUUCUGUGCUUACGAGCGGUUAACAAACUGUUUUACAACCUUACGCAUCAUGGUAUAAUAUGGAAGCGAUUUCUGCAAAGGAUCGGACCCAAUGGGCCUGUGCUACCGCCUUCUACGCGAUAUUCUCCUAAUUUCUUGACCUCUUUUGAGGCCGAACGAUUAGUUAUCCGCGCCAUCACAGUCCACAAGAGCUGGAUCCUGCCAAACCCGUUUGCCGCCACUUACCUUCCUGUGCAGGCACAUAGGCACAUAUUAUCAAUGGUCGUACUUCCCGGCGGAAAAUACCUUGUCGCUUCUGCAUGCAAUCUUGCCAAAACUCACUACAGUUUGGUUGUAUAUGUUCUUGAUCACCGUAUCUCUGGCAUCGUCCCUCUAGCAGAAACACCUGUCCGGGGGAAAGCGUACAAUGUAUGCGCCAAGUAUAUGAAUGUGGAAGGCAUACCAAGCAUUCUCAUCGGGUAUAUUCGCCGGAAGAUAUCGAAAAGUCAUCAAAGUGCUAAUAGUAUUGAUCCUUCCAUAUAUAAUCCGUACUUGAACAACCCACGGUUUCAAAUCGAUGCUCCAAUGCCACUGGAGUACGUCGCGACCUGUUUGCAAAUUUCCCUGGACGCACUAGAUGCGUUAGGAAAUCCUCUCCUCGUACCUGGUUCCCAGGAGUUUUUCGACUUUGCUGCAUCACAACCCCCGCCAUUUCGCUUUCUCGGACACCUUCGCAGCGAUUCGGAGCUUCGAAAUGUCGAUCUUGGCGAAGUCGAUGGCGUUCCGAACAUGGUAGUUGCCAAGAUGCCCGAAACGAUCGUGAUGAAGGAACUGACUUCUGAUGGCUUCAUAUCUACUUUUAAAUGCGCACGUGAAACCAUUCUUUCACAACAGGAGCAACCUAUUUGUAACUUCCGGUUAUUACCUUUGCAAGGGCAAAUUCUCGUCGUUCGCUCCACAAAUCGUCCUCAGUUAGCACCGGCCAAUCCCCCGCCUGGCGCUCCACCGAUUAUUCCUGAUGUCAUGUUCACUGUUGCCAUGUUUCCCACGCCCGACCCUGGGGACGGAGAAGCCGGGGAGUUUAACCCGCUUGCAAUUGCUUCAUUUUACGGGAAAGACAUUGAAGACUUCCAAAUAAGUGACCCACAUGUGCUCAAUGACCAUGGUGGCGACACUGAUCGCAAUUUUGUGCCACCUCCUAUCAAUAUCUUCUACAGGAAUGAUAGCGGGGGUCGUAUCUGCCACAUGAUUAUCUCGCCAACCCCACGAGAGAGUGCGCCCGAGGCUUUCAAAUCUACAGGAAAGCCACAUUACGCCAUCGCGAACCUGAAGUCCAACAUGAUGCACCGUCUAUCCUUCAAAAACAACUUGAACGAUGAUUCAAAAACGAUAUGCAGAACGUUCGUCAUCCCAGGAUGUCUGCGCUCUUUAUUUUACUCCAUUCCCCGCGAUACACGCUCAGACACGCUUUCGGUCCGCAAUUUCACCGGCCAUCUUCUAUCGAAGCGAGGGGACGAUGCCUAUAGUAUUAUGCGGCGCGAAACGCUGUAUAAUGUACUCCGAAAUGUUCCCAAGCAUCGCGAAAAUACCCUGGGACAGUUUGAUCUACCUUCAUAUGUCCUCGAUCAUCUUCGCGAUGGUGUGACGGCGAUAGCCUGGGACGAAGGCACUGGGCGUAUUUUUUAUUCCAAGCCACACGAUACGAUGCUGCACAUGCUUGAUAUGGCACAGACACCACUGGAAGCCAUGGAUGGGCAGCGUUAUCCAAUCCCUCUGGAGGAUGAACGCAUGCUCGAUCUGUGAAUUAUACCACCUAAUGGACAUAUUGGACUCGCUCGCAUAAGAACCCACAGCUAAUUGCUUGUUGUAAAUUUACCGAUUGUAUACCAGUAUACUCAGUCUGCGAUGACCCCUCUAGUCGUUCUAACAUACAACAUGGAAUUGAUACAGACAGUUGGACGCAACGAGGUAGAGAUGACGAGCUAUGAUGGUACGGUACGAUGUGCGCAACAGAAGGAACUCU
Suillus clintonianus is the source of this 2279-nucleotide messenger RNA. RefSeq lists its product as uncharacterized. The transcript has 5 exons. Gene Ontology annotation, molecular function: protein binding. Bases 74 to 2059 code for a protein of 661 amino acids. NCBI's taxonomy places the organism in Eukaryota, Fungi, Basidiomycota, Agaricomycetes, Boletales, Suillaceae. The record is from RefSeq and is a predicted model, not a curated record.